AAAUAGGUCAUGUCGAACAAAUAAUUAUAAUAUAUACAAGAGUGCAAGUAGUUGUGAUCACGUUAGAGCAGUUUGUAGUUAUAAUUCUAUGUUAUUUUAACCGAACAGAAGAUGAAUAUUGUAAUAUGUGGUUUGGUUUUAAUAACCUAUAUAGUAAACUGUGUGGCAGCAGAACAAAGGACUGUUGAUUCUAAUGUAGGUAAGAUAACGGGUGAUAUUCGUACAGUAAAAAUUGGUCCUAAUACAGCUGAUAUAACCACCUUUCUGGGGAUACCGUAUGCUGAACCUCCCGUAGGAAAUCUGAGAUUUAGAAAACCUGCGAAGAAGGCGAAAUUUGACAACAUGUUUGCUGCUUCAGAAUUUGGUGCUUCUUGUCCCCAGUUCCACUUAAUGUACACUCCGGAGAAAAUGGACGAAGAUUGUUUAUUUCUAAAUAUUUAUACCCCUGAUAUAACUGGAAGUGACACCAAAUAUCCGGUAAUGAUUUUUAUUCAUGGUGGUGGUUUCAUUCUUGGAGACGGCAAAGCGAUGAAUGUGGAGAAAUUGGCCGCAUAUGGACAAUUAGUGACAGUCAGUAUCAACUACCGUUUAGGACCUCUUGGUUUCCUCGACACUGGUGAUGAUGCUGUGGAUACCAAUAAUGGUCUGAGAGAUCAGCAUCUGGCUAUUAAAUGGGUGAAAGACAAUAUUGAAAUUUUUGGCGGUGAUCCUACAUCAAUUACAAUAUUUGGAGAGUCAGCUGGCAGUGCCUCGGUGAUAUAUCAAACUAUUUAUCCAGAAAACGAAGGACUAUUUCAAAGAGCGAUCGCAGAAAGUGGUUCAGCCAAUUCCUUCUGGUCAGUUACUCCUGAUCCUCGUAAGAUUGCCAAACUGUUAGCCGAGAAACUUGACUGCCCCGAAACAUCGUCUUCUAAAGCAAUUGUUCAAUGUCUUCGAGAUUUCAAGAAUACUACACAUAUUGCCGUUGCCUCAAACGUAACGGUAGGUGGAUUACUGUGUUGGAGUCCAUCUGUGGAUGGUGAUUUUGUCAUUAAGAAUAGAAUAGAUGCCCUUGGUAAUACAUCUACUCAAACAAAUUUAAUUCCUUUUAAAAAUCUGGACCUCUUGAUGGGAACUACUGAUUACGAUGGUUUGAUAUUUCUAACAUUUGGUGAAGUGACUGCACAUUUCACAGAACUACAAAGUGCAUCCACUGUUGACGAAAUUCAAGAAGCUAACUACAAUAUUAUAUCAUUGGUAUUAAAUUAUGCUUUCGGUAAAGACUUAGCAUCAGAACUUUUGGACUCCGUUCUUUUUCUGUACACAAACUAUGAGGACCCAUCAGAUAAAGAUCUGCACAAGAAACAGGCUUCAGACUUUGCAACAGACGUUGGUUUCUUUGUGUCCACAGCUACAUCACUUGAGAAACACGCUUACCAGAACACAGGCUCUAAGACUUACCAAUACGAGUUCUGUGAUCGCCACGACUUUCAGUUCAAAGCACCGUGGAUAAAAGGGGCAAUGCAUGUCGAUGAACUACUCUACGUUUUAGGUUUGCACGAAGAUCUUAGGCCUUUUAUCGAGAUUACAGAAGAACAGACCACUGCUAAAUGGCCAUUUGCAACACGGAUAAUGGAUUAUUGGACAAAUUUUGCUAAAACCGGGGAUCCCAAUUCACCACGUAAACCAGCCGUACAAUGGCGGGAGUAUACCAGCUCAGAUAAAAGCUACCUGUAUAUAACUUCAGAAGAUACAGCCAACAGAAAACAUCUAAAUGCUCGACGAACAGCAUUCUGGACCAGUUAUGUUCCAAAGCUGAUCAAGAAAGCAGGUGGUGAUCACUGGUCUCAUAAAAACUAAGUACUGGGCAGAAAAGAUUUCCAGGAACACUGUUCAUUUGUUUUUAUACGCCCAUUAUUUUCAUGUAGACGUUCAUGUCUGGUCAUUCGUUCACAUUUGUUUGGGGGCAAAUCACAGUUUUUAUUCGAUUGUGACGAAACUUCAAUUGUAAAUAUUUAUAUCUCAACGAUCCCUGAUAUGUUCUAUUUUGGAACAUGUUGGACAGUAACUGCAUAGAUUUAUGUUCGAGAUUCUAUGAAAAUCACUUAAAUAGCUUGCAGGCCCUCCAGAUGCCACAACUGUUGCCUUAUUCAGAUGAAAUUUCAAAUAUAUGGUAAGAAUCAAUACUUCUUGGAUUAUGGCCCCCGCCUUUUACGCCAAAUGUAAAAGUAAUACCCCAGUUUCCGCCACCUACGGUUCGGAAGUUACAGUCCCAUUGGUCGAAAACUUGUCAACAAACGGUUUCAAAUUCGGUGCGAAGCAUUGGGAUCACAAGAAUACGAACGCUAUUGAUAUUCAGCGUUUCGCAACCUUCCAUUCCGGAUUCACAGACCACCCCUCCCAUUUGCCGAAAAGCAAUAGAGGCUACUGUUUUUAACGGAUUUAUUUCGAAUGUGAUAUUCAGCGUUCCUUGACCUACCGUUCCAUUCCUCGCCCCUUUCCGAAAACUUUGAGAUUGCGACCGAAGCUACAGUUUCUAACGGAUUUGUUUUUACCAUAUUCGAUGUGAAGCAUUGGGACAAUAAGAGGAUGGGCCUUAUCGAUGUUUCCCCGUUUCUUCAUUACUUUGUUUUGCAUUAAAUAUUGGCUAUUUUGUUUCUGAUGUCAAACUUAUUAAUCUAUGUGCACUGACAAACUAUUAAAACUGUAUUUGAGAGAACUGUAAUUAGUCAUACACUUAAAAACAUUGAAUAAAAAUAUUGAUUAAAUCAUAUAUGUAACUUUUCAAACGAAUAUUUUAUAGAUGGGUUAAACUAAACCCUUCCAGUGGACACGCGAUACAAUUCCAUUUAUUCCAUGGAUUAACGGAAAGGUCCGAUGAAAAUAUUUGGGCCUAUUUAUCUCGCAGAUCUCCUAAAUAUUUCGCUGAACCGUAGGGUUUCAGGGAACACACUUAGGGCACCGCUGAUAGAACCAUCACUUAUCUAACAUGUACAUCAGACUAUCCCUAUUCAAAAGAUGUUUAUACCUCAAAGAGAGAAAAAUUGGGGUUUAACGCCCACUCGCUACAAGUCAUGUCAUUUCGGGACUAACAUGGUUCAAUUUUAUUUCAAUAAUUCGCCUACGCGUAGGGGUCUUUAGCAUAUUGAGGAAACCGGAGAAAACCCACGAGGAUGGACAGGCAACGUACAAGAUGGGAAUCGAAACCACGCCACCAAACCCUCUUUCUAUACUUAGGAAAGUGUUAGUUAAUUUACAAUACUCUAUACUUUAUCGAAUCCGUUUUUAAAAAAAACUUUGCCCAUGAAACCCCAUAGUGUAUAACAGUGAAGAAAAAUAUUCUUAUAAAAACAUAAUAAGGCGAUUCCUGCCCAUCUGUAAGCCAAUAAAUAAUAAAUUUCAAAGACAUUUUAGAGAAAUGGCUACACGUUUACCAAAACACAAGUAAAGUAUCACUAGCUAGUACGU
Molecule: messenger RNA, 3447 nt
Organism: Patella vulgata (common limpet)
Lineage: Eukaryota; Metazoa; Mollusca; Gastropoda; Patellidae
Product: neuroligin-4, Y-linked
Exons: 2
Coding region: 112-1839 (575 amino acids)
Biological process (GO): presynaptic membrane assembly; chemical synaptic transmission; synaptic vesicle endocytosis
Cellular component (GO): cell surface; synapse
Molecular function (GO): neurexin family protein binding; signaling receptor activity
Source: RefSeq, a predicted model, not a curated record